UGCCGCUGCAGGAUGGAGGAGAGGGCCCCUCCACCUCCACCUCCACCUCCCCAGCCUCCAACACAGAGCCGCCCUCCUCCGCGGCCCCCACGGCCCCCCGCUGCCCCCACAGCAGCAGGACCUUCACCGGCCUGAGGAUCUUCUGCAGGAGCCAGAGAGGAGCGUCAGAAGUCUCCGCCUCUCUCCGUCCAACAUGGACACUUUUUUACGCCGUCACUUUAAGAGGAAGGAAUCGGCUCUGCACGCGGGCGCAGAGGCCUGCCGCCAGCGGAGGCCCAGCGUGGCCAUCCCGACCAGCAAGGCCCGCCGGAGGUCCAACGCCGGGCUGCCGUCCUUCACCCUGACCCGGCGGCGGCGGUCCAGUGUGCAGCUGCAGGCGGCGCUGCCGUGUGCGGGAGGGGGGCGUCUAGCAAAGACGGGCAGGCAUAACAUGUGGGCGGGACACGUCCGCCGGCGCUCCAGCACCACCACGCCCAGCUACAACCCAAGGUUCGCCGUGUGCAGGAGGAAGGUGGGAAAACUGCGAACCAUCACCACGCACCUGCUGGGCCCGUCCAUUCUGCUCGCCAGUCUCAUCCAGAUGGCGGAGGAGGAGGGGGCGGAGCUCCCGGCCGGGGAGCAGCAGGUGGAGGUGAAGGGCGGGACCAACAACAGGAGGAUGUUCUCACGCUCCAGCAGCCUCCACUCGGACAGCAGCGAUUACUCCACCGCCAAUGACAGCCAAUCAGAGGCCAGCCAGCUGUCUGAGGCUGAGCUGCUGGUCGCAGAAGAAGAGGAAGACAACCAGCGCGCCUCCUCCUCCUCCUCCUGCGCCCUGCACGUGGUGAGAGAAACCCCCCGGCCUCCGCCUCCGUCACGGCCCCUGAUCCGGGCCCCUCGCUGCCUGCGCAGGAACUCCUCCCAGCUGUUGUUGGCGGGAGACUCCGCCUCCUACGGCCGCUGCCGCGCCUCCAGCCAGAGGAAGAGGAGGAGGAUCUCCACCAUCUCCAAGGCCGGGAGCCCCUGGCCGGGGAGAGGCCUCGCGCUGCCCAACCGCAGGAGUUCAGUCUACUACCUGCACAACCCGGCCGUCUACAGGGGCCCCGUACCCCUCAGCCCGCUGGGGGCCCGCGGCUACGACUCGCACCUGGAGAGCUGGAGCGGCUUCCUGCUGAAAGCUGCUGCGAAGUCGGGUCUGCCCGACGUGGCGACGUCCGGACAAACAGACGCGCUGCAGGAGCCCAACAGCACCGUGGACUGGAGUGACAACGCCCAGGUUGGGGAUCACAUCUGGUUCGAGACCAGCGGCUCCGGAGACUUCUGCUAUGUUGGAGAGCAGUACUGCGUCGCUAAGUCUCUGCAAAAGUCGGUGGCGAGAAAGAAGUGUGCAGGCUGCAAGAUCUCAGUGCACACGAUGUGUCUGCAGCAGCUCGACAAGAUUAAUUUCAGGUGCAAACCGUCGUUUAGAGAACCAGGAUCUCGAGCUGUUCGAGAGUCCAACGUCAUGCGUCACCACUGGGUCCACAGGAGACGUCAGACGGGGAAGUGUCGACAGUGUAGCAAGGGAUUUCAACAGAAGUUUUCAUUUCACAGCAAAGAGAUUGUUGCCAUCAGCUGCUCGUGGUGCAAACAGGCGUAUCACAACAAGGUGACGUGCUUCAUGCUGCAGCAGAUAGAGGAGUGCUGCUCUCUGGGAGCUCACGCUGCCGUCAUCAUCCCUCCUACCUGGAUCAUCAGGGUCCGCAGAACACAGUCAUCUCUAAAGUCGAGUAAAAAGAAGAAAAGGACGUCGCUGAAAUGUAACAAGUCGAGCAAGAAGGUAUCAGAGCUCCAAGACAGCCGCUGGAAGCCCUUCCUGGUGAAGCCUCUCCCCUCGCAGCUCAUGAAGCCUCUGCUGGUGUUCGUUAACCCCAAGAGUGGAGGCAACCAGGGAGCUAAGAUCAUCCAGUCCUUCAUGUGGUACCUGAACCCCCGGCAGGUGUUUGACCUGACGAAGGGGGGACCCAGAGAGGGGCUGGAGCUGUACGCCAAAGUGCCCAACUUGAGGAUCCUGGCCUGUGGGGGGGACGGGACAGUGGGCUGGAUCUUGUCGAUGUUGGACGAGCUGAAGCUGCAUCCUCCACCUCCGGUGGGCAUCCUUCCUCUGGGGACCGGCAACGACCUGGCGAGGACUCUCAACUGGGGAGGGGGUUACACCGAUGAGCCGAUAACAAAGAUCCUCUCGCACGUCGAAGACGGGAACGUAGUGCAGCUGGACCGCUGGAACCUGGACGUGGAGGCUAACCCUGAGGCCCGGCCCGAGGACCGGGACGAACACCAGACAGACAAGCUCCCCAUCGACGUCUUCAACAAUUACUUCAGCCUGGGCUUCGAUGCUCACGUCACACUGGGCUUCCAUGAAUCGAGAGAGGCGAACCCGGAGAAGUUUAGCAGCCGCUUCAGGAAUAAGAUGAUCUAUGCAGGGACGGCCUUCUCAGACUUCCUGAGCGGGAGUUCGAAGGAUCUCGCCAAGCACAUCAAAGUGGUGUGUGACGGUACAGACCUGACGGCUAAAGUUCAGGAUCUGAAGUUACAGUGUCUGCUCUUCCUCAACAUCCCGAGGUACUGUGCCGGCACCGUGCCGUGGGGUCACCCCAGCGAGGAUCAGGAUUUCGAUCCGCAGCGUCACGACGACGGCUGCAUCGAGGUCAUCGGCUUCACCAUGACGUCUCUGGCCACGGUGCAGGUGGGCGGUCACGGCGAGCGGCUCCAUCAGUGUAAAGAAGUGACGCUCACCACCUUCAAGUCCAUCCCCAUGCAGGUGGACGGGGAACCCUGCAGGCUGGCCCCCUCUGUCAUCCACAUCAGCCUGAGGAGCCAGGCCAACAUGGUGCAGAAGACCAAGAGGAGGAUCUCCAUGCCCCACCUCAACGAUCAGCAGCUGCUCCCAGAGGUGCUGCAGAUCCGGGUGAACAGGAUCAGCAUGGCGGCGUACGAGGCGCUGCACUACGACAAGGAUCAGCUGAAGGAGGCCUCUACACCGUUGGGAGUGAUCACCGUCCCCGGGGACAGCGACCUGGAGACCUGCCGCCUGCUGAUCGAGCGUCUGCACGGAGACCUGGAGGAAGACAGCGUGUCUCCUCACAAGCUGUCCAUGAAGUGGUGUUUCCUCGACUGUACGACCGCAGACCGCUUCUACAGGAUCGACCGGGCGCAGGAGCACCUGAACUACGUGACGGAGAUCUCUCAGGAGGAGCUCUACAUCCUGGACCCGGAGCUGGUCUCCAAGGAGACGGUGGGCACCUCCCCCGGCAUGCCCGACCUGGUGGGCUCCGAAGAGCAUCAGGAGCAGAGACAGUUCGCCUUCCCCGCCUCCCCCGCGCCCUCCCCCACCCCGAGAGUCAGAGACUUUCAGAGAAACAGGUUUUCCAGCGACAGUUCGGUGGCUGAUGCUCUGUCACAGAGCUCCUCUAACACCGCCCUCUGCAGGAGGGGGGCAAAGAUUGUCAACACAACGCUGGCUGAUUUCAGACCCAUCAUUAGUCCUUCCACUGCUACCUCACACCACUCUGAAAAAGAUGCAGAGUUGAUGAACUGCAUCGAGACUGAAGACCUGACCCGGCUGACAGAGCUCCACCAGCAGGGGGCCGACCUCCUGCUGCAGGACGCGGCCGGCUGCACGCUGCUGCAUCACGCUGUGGAUGCCAGCAGCAAAGACAUUCUCAAAUACCUCAUCGAACACGUGCCCAAGUCUCACCUGGACAUCACAGAGAAGGAGACAGGUGAGACGGCGCUCCAUAAAGCCGCCUCCUCCUGUCAGAGGAGCAUCUGUCACUACCUGGUGGAGGCCGGGGCGUCCAUCAUGAAGACAGACCUGCAGGGAGAGACUCCCAAACAUCGCGCUGAGAAAGCCGACGACCAGGAACUGUCUGAAUAUCUGGAGAACCGCCAACAUUACCAGAUAAUCCAGAGGGAGGACCAGGAGACGGCGGUCUGAAGUCCAUGCCGUCCCUCCAAACCUCCGUCCGUCUUUAGGUCUUUCAUUUAUCUUCCCGUCUAAAGAGUCAAAGGAGGGAAGACGGCAACAUAUCAGCGAGCGCUUCUUCUUCUUCUUCUCUGCUAUAAGAGGGCAGGAGGCGGGUCGACACAUUGACAUUGUUAUUAUUGAUUUAGUCCCCAAACUGUUUUAAAGGUGCACUCCCCCUUUAAUAUCAACAUUAAAGGUGCACUCCCCCUUUAAAGUGACCCUCUUACAUCAGUUCCUCCGUGUCUCCUUGAACUCCAGUAGAAACUUUAUCUCCUCUCCUGCCUCCACGCUGAACGCAGAGUCACAAACGUAGAAAAGUGUUGAUGAAGUAAAUGGAGCCGAGUUCAACAAACAAACUGAAAACAUCUG
Messenger RNA from Cottoperca gobio, 4354 nucleotides. Its product is annotated as diacylglycerol kinase zeta-like. NCBI's taxonomy places the organism in Eukaryota, Metazoa, Chordata, Actinopteri, Perciformes, Bovichtidae. Gene Ontology annotation, biological process: phospholipase C-activating G protein-coupled receptor signaling pathway. Gene Ontology annotation, molecular function: ATP-dependent diacylglycerol kinase activity; protein binding. The transcript is spliced from 34 exons. Gene Ontology annotation, cellular component: plasma membrane; glutamatergic synapse. The coding region runs from base 194 to 3955 and encodes 1253 amino acids. The record is from RefSeq and is a predicted model, not a curated record.